This is a messenger RNA of Cydia fagiglandana, 3246 nucleotides long. Its product is annotated as zinc finger protein 729-like. The record is from RefSeq and is a predicted model, not a curated record. Gene Ontology annotation, molecular function: DNA-binding transcription factor activity, RNA polymerase II-specific; RNA polymerase II cis-regulatory region sequence-specific DNA binding. The transcript is spliced from 9 exons. NCBI's taxonomy places the organism in Eukaryota, Metazoa, Arthropoda, Insecta, Lepidoptera, Tortricidae. Bases 1 to 2889 code for a protein of 962 amino acids. Gene Ontology annotation, biological process: regulation of DNA-templated transcription.
AUGUACUGCCGAAUACAUAUCAAAGAAGAGCCACAGAAUGGACAUCAUUCAGACAGUCUGAAGGAGGCAGAGUGUGUCAAGCAAGAGACGGAAUGUGAAAAUGAAGUCAAGGAAGAUCCCUCAUGCUCCGACAGUGAGUGUGGUGUGAGCGAGGCAGCCAUGCUGGCCGGCCUGUACACAGACCAUGAAGUCAAAGAUGAGCUUGUUCUGGGACAGGAGUGUCCAUAUCGACCUGACGUCACUCUAGUAGUUAAUGCUCGCGUUAGCUCUGUGCUUCGAGAUUGCUGCGUGACACUCGAACGCCUCCCACACGACGAGGCUCUCGUCCAGCGCCAAGACACAACUUAUACUGACACGGAAUCCGAUACUAACGAAUUAUACGCUAGAGAGAAAGUACCGAUAUGUGAUCUUUGUGGUGAAAGCUUCAGUCUAAAGUCAGAUUUAUUGAAACACGUCAUGGAUCAUAUCCACAGCCCUUCAGCCGCGGAGCAGGAAGGGAGUGGACACAGUUAUGUGGCGCGCCGGCAGCCCGGGCUGCUGGCGGUGCCGCGCGCGCGCACCAACCUGCUGCGCGAGGCGCCGAUGACGCGCGCCGUGCGUACCCUGAACCUCAUAGCCACGCAUAUAGACCUAUUCUCAUCAAUUGAUGGUCAAUGGACGCAGGAGCAGGAGCGCGCCCUGUGCCGCAAACACGAUAUUUGGGACUGCUGCGUGCUUCUCAAACGCCUCCAACACCACGAGGCUUUCGCCGACAACGAUACCCCAUACAUAACUCAAACUGACACGGAAUCUGAUACAGAGGAAGUACACACUAGAGUUGAAUAUGAGAAACCAACAUGUGAUCUUUGCGGAGAAAGUUUUGCACUGAAAUCCGAUUUGAAGAAACAUAUCAUGAUUCAUAUCCAUGUACCUACCACACACCAUCCACAAGCGAGUACUGAUAGGGAAUCGGAAGUGGUCCUGUUGCAUGAGUCUAGAAUGGAGGGUUCCAGCGGCCUGUCUGAGUGUGUGCGCGUGAAGGAGGAGCCCGCCGAGCCAGAAGCGGGGCCCGAGCACCCGCCGCCCGGCGCGGCGCCAGUGCACAUAAAAGCGGAAUUACAAAAUGGGCAUCAUUCAGACAGUCUGAAGGAGGCAGAGUGUGUCAAGCAAGAGACGGAGUGUGAAAAUGAAGUCAAGGAAGAUCCCUCAUGCUCCGGCAGUGAGUGUGGUGUGAGCGAGGCAGCCAUGCUGGCCGGCCUGUACACAGACCACGAAGUCAAAGAUGAGCUUGUGCUGGGACAGGAGUGUCCAUAUCGACCUGACGUCACUCUAGUAGUUAAUGGUCGCGUUGGCUCUGUGCUCCGAGAUUGCUGCGUGACACUCGAACGCCUCCCACACGACGAGGCUCUCGUCCAGCGCCAAGACACAACUUAUACUGACACGGAAUCCGAUACUGACAAAUUAUAUGCUAGAGAGAAAGUACCGAUAUGUGAUCUUUGUGGUGAAAGCUUCAGUCUAAAGUCAGAUUUAUUGAAACACGUCAUGGAUCAUAUCCACAGCCCUUCAAGCGCGGAGCAGGAAGGGAGUGGACACAGUUAUGCAUUUGAUGGUCAAUGGACGCAGGAGCAGGAGCGCGCCCUGUGCCGCAAACACGAUAUUCGAGACUGCUGCGUGCUUCUCAAACGCCUCCAACAUCACGACGCUCUCGUCAGCAACGAUACCCAAUACAUAACUCAAACUGACACGGAAUCUGAUACAGAGGAAGUACACACUAGAGUUGACUAUGAGAAACCAACAUGUGACCUUUGCGGAGAAAGUUUUGCACUGAAAUCCGAUUUGAAGAAACAUAUCAUGAUUCAUAUCCAUGUACCAUCCACACACCAUCCACAAGCGGGUACUGAUAGGGAAUCAGAUGCUGAAGAGAAAAACAUCGAUAUUGACUGCGAGAAUGAACCUACAUGUGAAUUUGCUCUAGACUCAAAUUUAAUGAAACAUGUUAUGAUCCAUAUGUACGUAGGUCGCACUAAACAAAUGUAUGAACAUUCAGAAAUGAAUACUUAUGAGUGUGACAUUUGCGGUAAAAUAUUUAAGCGAAAAAAUAGCUUAAAGCGUCAUAUUAAAACACACUCGACCCAGUCAAAGUCUAAGGACUUUAAAUGCAACAUAGGAGAGAAAUCAUACAACUGCGAAACAUGUGAUAAGCGUUUUAUACAUAGAGAUCGGUUGAAAAGACAUAUACUAAUUCACACGGAUAAAAGACCAUAUUCGUGUGACGUAUGUGAAAAAGGAUUUAAAACCGGGAAACAUUUAAAAAUGCAUACACGGAUUCAUACUGACAUAAGACCAUAUUUGUGUGACGUAUGUAAAAAACGAUUUAGAUUUAAGAGUCAUUUAAAAACGCAUACACUGAUUCAUAGUGACAUAAGACCAUAUUUGUGUGACGUAUGUAAAAAACGAUUUAGAACUGAGACUCAUUUAAAAAUUCAUACACUGACUCAUAGUGACAUAAGACCAUAUUUGUGUGACGUAUGUAAAAAACGAUUUAAAACUGAGAGUCAUUUAAAAAAGCAUACACUGAUUCAUAGUGACAUAAGACCAUAUUUGUGUGACGUAUGUAAAAAACGAUUUAAAACUGUGAGUGUUUUAAAAAAGCAUACACUGAUUCAUGGUGACAUAAGACCAUAUUUGUGUGACGUAUGUAAAAAACGAUUUAGAACUAAGAGUCAUUUAAAAAUUCAUACACUGAUUCAUAGUGAUAUAAGUGUAACGGUGCGUGUAACGAAGCGUUACACUAUCGGCCUUCAUACUAUUUCUGGCACCAUACAAAUUCUAAAUUCCCCUUUUGAAAUUCAAAUCCUAUUCCAAAUUCCAUUCAAUGAUUUUUAUUUUCAGUUCGAUCACAUACUUUGAUCGAUAAACAUCAUUUUAUCUAACAGACUGUACUUCCCAAGUUUCUAAACACGACCGUUUAAGUGUGAUUUUUAUUAGUAAACGUAAUAAUUCAUAAGUGCGUGCAGUUCAGUAUAGUGCUCGUUUUGUGGCCCUGCACACCUUCCAGAUAUAUAUCUACAUCAUCACCAAGGCACAUAUUGUAAGUUAUUUGAUUUCUAACCUUCUGAAUUACGAAAGUGUUUUUAUACAUACCUAUCUGUUAACACGUAACCUGUAUUGUUACAGGUGCCUUUUUAUAUAAUUAAUAAAUACCCAUCAUCGCCCUGGUUCCCGACUUUGAUUACCUUCCAUCAUCCUGGUGAGGCUCCCAUCUGC